UCUGUGUGGGGCACCGAGCAGGGUUACUUGACCUGGAAUCCAAGCUCUCUGCACUCCUAGGGUCACUAUCAUGGCCCUUGUGCCAGGGAGUAGCAAGGAUGGACCUCGGUCUGGAGAUAGCCAAGACUCUUCAUGGCAUCCAGAAAGUCCCCGGUUGACGAAUCCUCUCUCAAAGAAUAGAGAAGAGAUCGGCAGAUGUGAAGGUCACCAGGAUGCUCAGGUGUCCCAGAAGCCCCGCCUGCCCUCUAUUGUGGUAGAGGCCUCAGAGGGAAAUGAGGAAGACCAGGACAACCAGUGGCCACAUGAGGAGUUGCUGCUGCUCACUGAUGGUGAAGAAGAGGAAGCAGAAGCUUUCUUCCAGGACCAAAGUGAAGAGCCAGGUUGGGCUUGGAUACCACAGGACCCCACAUCUCCUUUAAGAACAUUUAACCCUGGACUUGGCUGGGGGCAUGAACAAGAAGAGGAUGCCUCCUGGAUUCCUGAGGAUACAGAGGGUCAAGAAACUCCCAACGCCUGUCCUCUUUGGGACCCAACAGGGUCCUGCAUCUACAGAAGUAGAUUUGUGGAAUAUUCCCAUUUCCCACCUCCCAGUACCUUUGAGGGAGCUGAAGAAGAAGUUGUUCAAGCGCCGGAGGGUGCUGAGCAGGGAUCGGCGACGGAAGCGCCAGGUGGUCGGGGCCGUUAUAGACGAAGGGCUGACCACGAGGCACCAUCUCAAGAAGCGGGCGUCCAGUGCUCGUGCCAACAUCACACUAUCCGGGAAGAAGCGCAGGAAACUCUUGCAGCAAAUUCGCUUUGCCCAGAAAGAAAAAGCAGCCAUGGAAGUGGAAGCCCCUUCCAAGUCAACCAGGACGAGUGAGCCGCAGCCCAAACGACAAAAGAAGAUAAAAGCUCCCCAGGAUGUAGACAUGGAGGAUCUUGGAGAGGA
Messenger RNA from Onychomys torridus (southern grasshopper mouse), 928 nucleotides. RefSeq names its product LBH domain containing 1 (gene Lbhd1). Gene Ontology annotation, biological process: positive regulation of DNA-templated transcription. Gene Ontology annotation, cellular component: nucleus. The transcript is spliced from 6 exons. The record is from RefSeq and is a predicted model, not a curated record. Lineage: Eukaryota; Metazoa; Chordata; Mammalia; Rodentia; Cricetidae. The coding region runs from base 71 to 859 and encodes 262 amino acids.